AUGCCGAUCCUUUACUUUCCUCCAGCAAGGAAGCGACUUUUCGAAUCAACAUACUGUCCGCCCGAUUGUAUGAUCCCAACUGGCGACACUCAGGCUUACAAGCUUGCUCCACAAAAGUUUCGCUGGGUCUACAACAAGCUCACGGUCGCCGAGCUACAAGGCCUUAAAUGUGGGCCACAUGCAAUUGCGCCAGAUGAACAAUAUCCAAUUUUCAGUAAGCCCUUGUUGAACCUCUGGGGCUUGGGGACAGCUGCACGAGUGAUUGAAACACCAGAGGAGUACUGGCAGACCAUUAUGCCAGGGCACAUGUGGUGUACUUUACUGUCCGGAAAACAUUAUAGCACGGAUAUCGCCGUCGCUGCAGGGAAACCCGUCUGGUUCAGCCACUCAAUAGGCGUGCCGGGUCCACGGCAAACAUUUGACUACUGGGAGGUCAACGUCGCAGUAGAGGAUUAUGUACAGGCGAAUCUUGCUGCCUUUGUUGAGGCUCACCUGAGUGAAUAUACCGGGAUGUUAAACGUGGAAUCAAUUGGGGGGAAGAUUAUCGAGAUCCAUUUGCGGUUCACCUCCCAAUGGCCGGAUCUAUACGGGCCCUGGUUCCUGCCUUCCUUGGUGGGCCUAUACUGCAACAAAGGUUGGACAGGUCCUGAGACACAAGGACAAACGGGCUACAGUGUCGCACUAUUCGAUGAUGAAAAAUAUGCACCUGUUGGCACUACCAUCUCAUCGGAGACUCUACAGGAAAUGGAAAAGGCUUUUGAUGUCAGCAGUAUAGUGGUGGAUUAUGAUCCUGCGGUUCCCCUGGAAUCGUGGCCCAGGCCUGCAGGCGGUUUCAGGUUAGCAGCCAUCAAUGGGUUUGACUUGGAGAAAUGCAUGGUCGCAAGACAAAUAUUCCAAAAGUAUCUGCACGAUAUGUAUAACAACCAGGAGACUGUGGAUGUCAAAACAUGGAUGAAGGAUGGUACUCAGGUUUUACACGAGCAGAAAGUAGUUGCGUUCGACACGCUAAAAGCUAACGCCACACACUAG
Molecule: messenger RNA, 1029 nt
Organism: Aspergillus chevalieri
Lineage: Eukaryota; Fungi; Ascomycota; Eurotiomycetes; Eurotiales; Aspergillaceae
Exons: 2
Coding region: 1-1029 (342 amino acids)
Source: RefSeq, a predicted model, not a curated record